AUGCAGGAACUUAGGAAAAGGGCGGCCAUGUUUAUCAGGGUCGAAGACAUGAGACGGUACCAAAACAAUGCUCAGACUCCCCUAGCCCAAACAGACACCAGAAAGCCUGUCAAAGACCCCCCCCCCCCCCCCCCCCCCGCGCGCGAACGAAACCGUCCUACGGAGCGAAGACCUGCCAAGUUCUCCAACUAUGCCCCCUUGAAUGCACCCCGAUCUCGCAUACUAGACGAGGUCCUGCAAGCUGAACUCAUCCCCCCACCUAGAAAGUACCAAAAUCCACCUAACGCGGACCUAAGUAAAUACUGCCAUUACCAUCGCAACAACGGCCAUACAACUGAUGAAUGUGACACCUUAAGGGACAAGAUAGAAGAACUUGUGCGGGCCGGACACCUCAAGCAUUACAUAAGGGAAACGGGGGAAGGCACACCCAGAUCCCGGCACGGGAGGAACGAUAAUAGACGAGUUGAACGGCGACCAGACCGGCGGACUGAAUGCAGGGAACCAAGAAUGGAACCUGCGAGAACCCAACACACAGAACAAAGAACAACAACACAACCGCCACCCAGAAGAACUGACGAUAGACCACCCCUACGCGGGACGAUCAACACCAUAUCUGGAGGGUUCGCCGGAGGAGGAAGCUCGUCCUCUUCCAGAAAGAAACACCUAAGGGCUGUCCGAUCAGUACAUGCUGUAUCCGGCAGGACGAUAAGAAGAAUGCCGCCCAUCACGUUUUCAGACGCAGAUUUUCAAGCUACCGAUCCCAGUCAAGACGACCCUAUGGUCAUAACCAUAGAAGUAGAAAGCUUUGCAGUCAAAAAAGUACUCAUCGACCAAGGAAGCUCCGUAGAUAUCUUAUAUUGGAAAACUUUCAACAAGCUGCAAAUACCACCAGCCGACCUCACCCCCCAUGAUGAACCCAUAUACGGAUUUUCAGGCGAAAGGGUCCCAACCAAGGGAUACAUCGACCUCCAUACCACCUUUGGAGAAGGAAGACAAACAAAGACCAUACCCAUCCGCUACCUGGUCGUGGAGGCCCAUACAUCCUACAACGUACUUUUGGGAAGACCAUCCAUAAAUGCCUUAGGAGCCAUCGUGUCCACCCCGCACCUCGCCAUGAAAUUCCCAUCCCCGCAAGGCGAUAUAAUCACGAUACACGGCGACCAGCGCGCCGCAAGGGAAUGUUAUAUGGCAAGCCUAAAACUCCCCCACCCACCCUUGGCAACCCACAACAUCGAGCAUUCCAAAACAGGAGCAACCUUAGCAGGAGACGACCUAGAUCCCAGAAUGACCUCCGAAGCCAGAGUCGAGCCUGUCGGGGGCAUACGACAACUCCCCCUAGAGCAGCCAAACCAAUUCCUCCAAAUAGGCACCACCAUCCCUGAAAAUGAAGCACAUCACAUCGAACACAUCCUCAAAAAGAACGCCGACCUCUUCGCUUGGUCCGCAGCAGAUCUCCCUGGCGUACACCCCAAGGUGGCCUCCCACCGGUUGUCUGUCUUCCCUAACGCCAAACCUGUCUCCCAGAAAAAGAGGAAGCUCGGCGAAGGCAGGAGGCAAGCAGCAAUUGAAGAAGCUAAAAAACUAAAGCAAGCUGGCUUCGUCGGCGAAGCGCAGUACACAACCUGGCUAGCAAAUGUGGUGCUCGUGAAGAAACCCAACAGUAAGUGGCGGAUGUGCGUCGACUACACAGACCUCAACAAAGCAUGCCCGCGAGACGCAUACCCACUCCCCAGCAUUGACAGACUCGUCGAUGGGGCCGCAGGGCACGCAGUACUUAGUUUCCUUGAUGCCUAUUCUGGCUACAACCAGAUACCCAUGGCUGAUAAAGACAAGCUUAAAACUGCUUUCAUCACAGAAGAGGCCAACCUUUUCUAUAAGGUUAUGCCCUUUGGCCUGAAAAACACCGGGGCGACAUACCAACGCCUUAUGGAUAGGGUCUUUCAGCCAUUCCUCGGACGGACGGUGGAGGUCUACGUUGACGAUAUCAUCGUAAAAUCCCCCAACCCCAAGCAGCACUCCACAGACUUGGCCGAAGUCUUCAAAGCCCUGCGCACAUAUAACAUCAGAUUCAACCCCGAGAAAUGCACCUUCGGAGUUGACGGUGGCAAAUUCCUCGGUUUCAUGCUCACCCAGCGAGGGAUCGAGGCAAACCCUGAAAAAUGUCAAGCAAUAAUCGACAUGAGAAGUCCCACAAAUAUCAAAGAGGUGCAACGCCUGGUUGGCAGGUUAACCGCCAUCUCACGAUUCCUCCCCAAGUUGGCCGAUCAAACCAAACCAAUGAUCAAAUUGCUAAAAAAGUCCGCCCGGUUCGUCUGGGAUGAAACCUGCGAACAUAACUUCACCACUUUGAAACAGCUGCUCACCACACCCCCAAUUCUCACCAAACCAGACCUCAACCUACCCCUCAUAAUGUACAUAGCAACAUCCGCGAGCGCACUCAGCUCCGCCCUCGUCCAAGAGAAAGACAACACCCAACAACCCAUUUAUUUCACCAGCCGGAUCCUCCAAGACACGGAAACACGGUACCAGAUGAUAGAAAAGGUAGCCCUUGCACUGGUAACUGCCGCACGACGACUGCGCCCGUACUUCCAAUCCCACACAGUAAUCGUCAGAACCGACCACCCUGUGCAGAAAAUCCUUCAGAAGCCGGAUCUGGCAGGACGACUAUCGUCGUGGGCCAUCGAGUUAUCAGAAUUCAACAUCCAAUAUGAGCCACACGGACCCAUAAAAGCAUAA
Messenger RNA from Vigna unguiculata (cowpea), 2736 nucleotides. RefSeq lists its product as uncharacterized. The record is from RefSeq and is a predicted model, not a curated record. NCBI's taxonomy places the organism in Eukaryota, Viridiplantae, Streptophyta, Magnoliopsida, Fabales, Fabaceae.